AACGCUGAGAUAGAUGGCCGAUUCUGGUCGCUGUUUGCAACAGGGUGCUCACUUUGAACACUCACUGUUGUAGCCCAUGGCUUUGACAUGGCAGCGAAAAUCUUUGACAUUUUUCACAUUUUUUAAAAGAAGCCCCAUCAUACGCCCCUAUAAAAAGCCUCAGGGACCGUGUUGUCCUGUGUCAGAUCCCCAGAAAGUCCCCGCGGGAUUCGGGAUGAACUAAAAAAAAAAAUAGACCGCAAGAAUAACGAUUUUUUUUGUGGACAAGAUGACGGUUGAAAACGUUGCUGUUUUCCUCCGUAGUUGGCUCAGCCGGCGGGAGUUGUUGAAGAUUUCACUGGAGCAUUUUCGGACCACCUCGAAGAAGAAAACACGGUGGAGAGACUUGUUGCUUCAACACGUUUUGACCGUGCUUUUUUAAUCGCCAUCGAAGUUUUGUGUCUCUCCCUAGUCUGCUCCAGGCUUCAGCUUGGAGAGCCCAACCGCCACGAUUGAUCCCAGUAGCUGGAGCGGCAGCGAGAGCCCUGCCGAGGACAUGGAGAGGAUGAGCGACUCGGCAGACAAGCCCAUGGACAAUGAUGCCGAGGGGGUGUGGAGCCCUGAUAUUGAACAGAGCUUCCAGGAGGCUCUGGCCAUCUAUCCUCCUUGUGGACGCAGGAAGAUCAUCCUCUCUGAUGAGGGAAAGAUGUAUGGUCGAAAUGAACUGAUAGCCAGAUACAUCAAGCUUCGGACCGGGAAGACGAGGACUCGGAAGCAGGUGUCUAGUCACAUACAGGUCUUAGCAAGAAAGAAAGUUCGAGAAAUCCAAGCUGCCAUUAAGGUACGUCUGGCUUUGCCCAGUUGCAGGGGGCUUUUCAUUGCCAUGGUUACAGGCUCUUCCUUUGUUUUCCUCCCCUCCCCUACCCCGCAGGUGUCUAGUCACAUUCAGGUUCUUGCCAGAAGGAAAUCUCGUGAGUUUCAUUCCAAGCUAAAGGUUACAAGCAUGGACCAAGCCGUGAAGGACAAAGCCCUCCAGAGCAUGGCCUCCAUGUCCUCGGCUCAGAUCGUCUCUGCCACGGCUAUUCACAACAAGCUUGGCCUGCCAGGCAUCCCGCGCCCAGCCUUCCCUGGAGCAGGGUUAUGGCAGGGUAUGAUAUCGGCUGGUCAGCCAGGAUCCUCACAAGAUAUUAAGCCUUUCACCCAGCAAGCCUAUCCCAUUCAGCCAGUCACAACAGCCAUUUCAAGUUACGAGCCCACAGCAGCUCCAGCUCCCACAGCACCAGCAUGGCAGGGACGCUCCAUCGGUACAUCUAAACUCCGACUUGUGGAGUUCUCUGCCUUUCUAGAGCAACAGAGAGACCCAGACUCAUACAACAAGCACCUAUUUGUACAUAUCGGACAGACAAAUCAUUCCUACAGUGACGCCCUGCUGGAGUCGGUGGACAUUCGUCAGAUUUAUGACAAAUUCCCAGAAAAGAAAGGAGGACUGAAGGAGCUGUAUGGAAAAGGUCCCCAGAAUUCCUUCUUCCUUAUAAAAUUCUGGGCUGACUUGAACUGCAACAUUCAAGAUGAUACCGGAUCUUUCUACGGAGUCACGAGUCAGUACGAGAGCUCGGAGAACAUGACCAUUACGUGUUCAACAAAGGUCUGCUCCUUUGGCAAGCAGGUGGUCGAGAAAGUUGAGACUGAAUAUGCACGGUUUGAGAAUGGACGCUUUGUCUACCGCAUAAGCCGGUCUCCCAUGUGUGAAUACAUGAUCAACUUCAUCCAUAAACUAAAACAUCUGCCAGAGAAAUAUAUGAUGAACAGUGUGCUGGAGAACUUCACUAUCUUAUUGGUUGUGACGAAUAGGGACACCCAGGAGACACUGCUAUGUAUGGCGUGUGUGUUUGAAGUUUCAAACAGUGAGCACGGCGCCCAGCAUCAUAUCUACAGACUGGUAAAGGAAUGAGAGGCUCCGAGCUUCCCCCUCCCCUAAUACCCCCCCCCGUCCCCUUUUCAUGGACUUACCAACCUCAAGACAAGUGGCAGUGCCUCUACCUGAAAGUCACACCUACAAUGCUUUUUGGUCAUGGUAUCGGGUGAAGUCAGUUGUUAUAAAUUAGUUUUAAUAUAAUGUGUUUGUUAUUUGACUGCAGCUGUGAAUUGCGGUACAGUUUUAUGUUUGAAAUAUGUUGAGUUGGUUUCUGUUGGGUAUAAAUGUGGCCGUUUUUAAAGAAUUUACUAGAUUAAUUUGGUAAAUGGAAUAAUGUGUCGUCCUCUCUGCUUUGUUAUGUAUACUAAGAAAAAAAAAGGAUGCUGGCCUUUUCUUUCA
Molecule: messenger RNA, 2293 nt
Organism: Perca fluviatilis (European perch)
Lineage: Eukaryota; Metazoa; Chordata; Actinopteri; Perciformes; Percidae
Gene: tead1b
Product: TEA domain family member 1b
Exons: 13
Coding region: 536-1930 (464 amino acids)
Biological process (GO): hippo signaling; embryonic organ development; regulation of transcription by RNA polymerase II
Cellular component (GO): transcription regulator complex
Molecular function (GO): RNA polymerase II cis-regulatory region sequence-specific DNA binding; DNA-binding transcription factor activity, RNA polymerase II-specific
Source: RefSeq, a predicted model, not a curated record